CUGUGUUUCAGAGGCUGCAGCCCGUCCCUGCGAGCCCCCUGCGAGGCGCAGCCCCGGCGCGGAGCUGGGCCGGCGAGAGCGGGCUCCGCUCAGUGCCGGCGGCGGGAGCGCGCUGCGCGCCGCGGCGCCUCCUGGCCGGGAACAGCGGGCAGCGCGCCCGAGCGCCUCGGGAGAGUCUGCGGAGCGUCCUGAGAGGCUCCAGUUACUUUCAUGCUGUGUGGUCCCCACCGCUGCGAAGCAAUUUUUCCUGCAGCUGGGAAGUACCAAGCUCUUCCCUCAGCUCGAGGUUAAUCAUCUGCUUGCAAUUAACCUGUGACCUCCCACGCCCGCGGCGCGGGGCAGCGCUGUAGCUUUAACGCGGGCGCAGGCAGCCGGAGGGGGACCGCGGUGCCAGGUCCGGCCCCGGAGCUGCCGCAGAUCCCUCGCUGCCGCAGAUCCCUCGCUGCCGCCUGCCAUGGAGAGCCGCAGCCUCCUCGCCGCCCUCCUGGCCGCUGCCCUCACCGCCCUCCUGCCGCUUCCCGCCGCCUCCUCGGCCCACCGCAAACUCCUGGUGUUCCUGCUCGAUGGCUUUCGCUUCGACUACAUUGAUGACGGCGAGCUGGAGGGUCUGCCGGGCUUUCGGGACAUUGUGAACAUGGGGGUGAAGGUGGAUUACAUGACCCCAGACUUCCCCAGCCUCUCUUACCCAAAUUACUACACACUGAUGACGGGUCGCCACUGUGAGGUCCAUCAGAUGACUGGGAACUACAUGUGGGACCAGAAGGCAAAUGUAUCUUUUGAUAUUGGUGUGAAUAAAGAAAGCCUGCUGCCUCUCUGGUGGAAUGGAUCAGAGCCUUUGUGGGUCACAAUGAUGAAAGCUAAAAAGAACGUUUCCAUGUACUACUGGCCAGGUUGUGAGGUCGAAAUCCUUGGAGUCAGACCAAGUUACUGCCGCGAGUACUUCAGCGUCCCAACAGACAAAAACUUCGCGGAUGCCAUCAGCGAUGCCCUCGAGUCUCUGUGCAACAACAGCGCCGAGAUGGCCGCGGUGUACUAUGAGCGCAUUGAUGUGGAAGGCCACCACUACGGCCCCUCGUCCCAGCAGCGGAAGAACGCUUUGAAGGAAGUGGACAAAGCCUUGAGCAACAUGAUCUCACUCAUCAAGAGAAAAGGCCUUCAGAAUGAUAUCAACGUCCUCCUCUUCUCUGAUCAUGGGAUGACAGACAUCUCUUGGGCAGAUAAAGUGAUUGAGCUGAAAAACUAUAUCAAUAUGAGUGACACCAUACAAAUGAAGGACCGAGGUCCUGUUGUGAGCCUCUGGCCAACUCCAGAGAAGCAUGCAGAGAUAUAUCAGAAAUUGAAAGCUGUGGAACACAUGGAUGUUUAUAACAUAGAGGAUAUUCCAAAGAGGUUUUACUACAAAAAAGGAAAAUUUGUGUCUCCACUAACUCUUGUGGCUGAAGAAGGAUGGUUCAUAGUAGAGAGCAGGGACAAGCUGCCCUACUGGGAGAAUGGGACAGGGAGGAAGGAGGCCUGGCAGAAUGGCUGGCAUGGCUACGACAAUGAACUCAUGGACAUGAGAGGCUUCUUCCUUGCAUAUGGACCAGAUUUCCGAUCCAAUUACCGAGCUCCUCCCAUCAGAUCCGUGGAUGUUUACAACAUCAUGUGCAGCCUGGCAGGAGUACAACCACUGCCCAACAAUGGCUCCUGGUCCAGGGUGGAGUGCAUGCUCCAAAACACAGCCCCCUUGGCACCACUCCCCCCAUGCAGCAGCUGUGUCCUGGCAUUAGCUCUGCUCUCCCUGUUCGCCAGGCAGAUUCCUCACUGUGAUCCCUGAACAAUGUCAGUCAGUGUCACCAGCAACUCCAUCCUUCUCUGCUUGUUUUUUUUUAAGUUCUUCAUCUGAAUAAUAGCUUCAUUAAUAGAGUGCUGUCUCCCACUCCUCUAUUGUGCUCCACCAGGCAUGAAUCUGACCCAUCCUGCAUUUAUAAUGUUUUUAACAUAUGAAGCCAGGUUUUGUGCUGCUCCAAACACAGCCAAGGACAAUGGUGUCACCCACCUAGAUUUACAGCACUGGCAGUGAGAGCAGAAUCCUGUCUGGCUAUCCACAAAGUUUUCUGGUGGGUGUACACGGGGAUCUCAGAGCAUCAAACACAUCUCACCCCAGCAUCUUUCACUGAGGAGUUCACCCUGGUCCGCCAUACUGAGAAAUUCAGGAGUGGAGACCAACUUCUUUGCAUUUAGCUGGGUUCAUCCUGGGUCACUCCUUCAUCUGCAGCUCCACCAGCAGCAGAGCCCCAUCUCCUCCUCAGAGGGCAAGCCAAGCCCUGUCUAUACAGACAGUCUUCAAAGAGCCAAGAGCUUUGCUGAGAGACCACAAUGGUGGGUCAGCAGGAGAGCAGUGAGAGCAUCCUACUUCUCUCAGCCUUUCCUUCUUUAUUUUCACCAACAUGAGUACUGACUCUGCCCAUUUCCAGGGCCAGGCUUUCCUCAUGGACCACAGAAGAAGGGUGGGCUGGGAAAGAGCAAAGUGACAGAAAUCCUCCAGUUCAAAGCCAGUGGGAAAAUGAAUGGACAUCUGGACACACAAGGGUCAGGAGAACAUAGGAUGAGGACGCCUGGCAUUUGCCAGCCUCCCUGCUUUUCCUGGUGAAGAUAAUAUCAUCUGAUCACAUUUUGAUGUUUUAUACCCAAUUACAUUUCUGAAGGUUUUUCCACACUUACUGCUCUUCUACCAGAUUUUGCACUCUAUACCUCUGCCUGGUGAUCAGCACAUUUCCCAUUAUUCUGCAGCAGGGAGAAAGGUCUGAUAGUUCUUCCACCCUCCCAGCUAAUCCUGGUGAUUAUUUCCAUCAAGCACAAGCAAAGUUGUAACAGCAAAGUUAAAUUAAACAGCAGGAGAGGAUAGAGCUGUUGCCAGAGGUGCCUUCAGGAGUGCUUUAUCUGAUAUACCUCUGAACCAGGAGCUUUCAGCAACAAACUGCCUUUGGAAGGAUUGAGGUCCCUCCCCAGGUAAAACAAACCUCUAGGACUUACUACUCUUCUGGAUCCAGAGACAAGCACGAUCAGGACAUGUGUGAUACAGUGCAUUUAAGGGUGAAUGAUUACACUGUGGGGAAAAAAAAAAAACCAAACACCAAAUUAAACUUGACAAAAGACUUCUGUAAAAGCUGUAAAGAUUUAUGUAAUGUGUUUUUAAAGCUCAAGUGAACCAUUAAAUCAGUUGGGAGAAAAAUGGAAAAAUCAGGCUUUGUUAUUAGACUGUUGAGUAUAAAAGGCAAUUUAGUGCUUUCGAAGCAUUUGCAGUAGCUGUAAAACAAGCACCUAUUGUUCAGAGUUCUCUGUUGCUCUUUAAUGGACCAGGCUCAAUGAAACAACUGGAGCACAUUUUUAAAGGAAAAAAACCCAGCAUACAAGAUAACCAAAUUACCAAGUUUUGUCUGAAAAUCAUCAGGAUAGACACCAUCAGUGCCUGCUAACCCCUCCACAAUGUGCAAUUUUAAGUCUUACCAGCAAGCAGAAGCCAAGAUCUUCUUACAGAAGCAAUGUUUCAAAAGGUAUAAGGGUAUAUUCAGCUCCUGAGUUAUAGAAACAGAAAUUGAAAAUAACAAAUUUGGUCCCUUGAAUUGUUCCACAGAUGGGUCAUGACACGUGAAACCAACACUGAUCUUUGUGACUACUUUGUGUAACUCACUUUUGUCAGUGUCCACAUGCAACUACUGAGGGGUAAAUCCAAUUCCAAUGUGAUUUCUUUGACCUUAAUGCAAGCAUUGUUGUACGGUAAAAGAUACUUGGUCUGUAAAAGGAAAAUUUGAUAGACCUUCAAGAAGCUCAUUAGCUUCAGAAGAACUGCAGCUCAUUAUUUUUUGAAAAGUGCAUCUUUCUUCCUCAGAAAUGUCAUACCUCUGAAUCAGUUCAUGUUCUCAUUCAAAAAUCAAGUGUCUUAAUUCUCGCCUGUUUUUCUGUAUACUAUGCAAUGGAGGUGGGUGUAUUUUUAAACCUAUUUCUGAAUGAUGUUUUUAUACAAUGACUGAUUGUGAAUGAGUGAAUAAUUCUAAAAAUGGUGUUAGAAAAAGCACUUCUUUGUAAAUACUGUAAGAUUUUUGAAGAAAAAACCAGCCCAAAACCCUUCCUUCAACACUUUGCCUUUCUUGUCUAAUUGCUUCAUCAAAGUGUGAUAAACAGUGUUUGAAGCUUGUGCUGAUUAAUUAUCAGAAAGACUAAUGAUAACAUUGUUUAGAAAUGGCAAAGUUGUCAGCAUGUAAAUUAAGUACAUUAAAUGCAUCACAUGAGAUGAUGUAGCUGGUAUAUGCAGUCCUUUUUUCCAGAUGUAUUUCAUUGUUUAACCUUUUGAACAUUCAUUCAGGAACGUGUCAUUCCCACUAGGCAAUGGACAUGACAAAACAUUUUGCACGUCUAAGAAGACAUGUGAGCCCUGUAUGCUCUCUUCAGACAGUUCUCUAAGCCCACUCUGUCACCAUCACAUUGGCUGCUUGCAUAGAAAUUAAAAGCAUUGUCACUGGUAUGAGGGUGACACAUAAGCUCUCUCCAGAGCCCCCCUUUCCCAGUGGAAUGUGGUGCAAAUAUCAACAAGACCUUGAAAACCAAUGCUACACGCCUCAAGGACAAGGGGGCCCUACUCCACUCUAAGUUCCACAAACCAGCCAUGUUCAUGGAAGAGACUAAUUUUAUAGAAAUAAAUCUCCAAGCCUACUCUCCUUAAAAAAAUUAUCUCCUUUUGACCACAGAGCAGGGAGUAGAUGAUGGAGGAGGACCAGUACAGGUAUGCCAACCAGUCUUUUAAUUCACAGCAGGACUCCCUCUGAACCAGUAGAACUGCCAAGGUCUGCCAAAGAUGCUCCCCUCAUGUUCCGUGAACAUGGGUCCUCAGCUAGGAAGCUGCUGAGAGACUGCCUGCACAGGAAUAAGUCUCAGUCAGCUCCCCAUAACAGUGCCAAAAAUGGCAAUUUCACAGCUAAAGAUGAGCCCUUUUUACCAAUGACCUUGGUAGCCAUGCAAAUGGCAUGGCUGGCUAGGGCUCAGCAGGCCAGCCCUCCAGCAUCCCUCUGGAUGCAGCCUGCACUGCCUGCACAGGCUGCAGCCUUGUGGAGACACUUUCUCAUUGGCCCACAUGCCGGCCUGCACCGUUCACAAGUACAGAGACUUCUCAAAUAAGGGGUGAAUGAGGAGGUUUUGCAGUGCUGGUUACCUUCCUUGUCUCCUAACUAAUACAUCACAAUAUAUUACAAAAUCAUAGAGUAUUCUAAGUUGGAAGGAACCCACCACAAGGAUCAUCAAAUCCAACUCCUGGCCCUUCACAGGACCUUUCCCAAGAAUCACACCAUGUGCCUGAGAGUACUGUCCAAAUGCUUCUUGAGCUCUGUCAGGCUUGGUGCUGUGGCAUCUCUCCGAUGUUAACCCAUGCACCUCAGCAGACCAGAUGAGCUCUGGCCUCUGGGAAGUGAAAGGCAUUGGAAAAGCUCCAUGUAACAUUUCCUCACCUUCUUUUCCUUGUAGGGCUGUAGCAGAGAGGGCAGAUCGCAGAAAAUCCAAUAGGAAUUUUUAAGAAAACAUAGCCUAAUGAAGAGGAAGAUUUGAAACCUUGCAUUUUAGCAUAAGAAGUCUUUAACAGCUGUUUUAAAAGACAACUUUCACAUACACAGAAAAACAUUUUUUCUGUAAGUAUCAAAACACAUCUAAGUUAAGGGAAGGAUGAAAAAUAAGAACCUUUCAGAAUUACAGUUGACUGGACACAGUAAUUCUCAAGCUUCAUAGAGAUGGAUUGUAUGGAUUAUAUGGACUGUGCGGAUUAUUCUGAUGUUUUAAAUACAUGGAAAUUGCUAUGGACUUUAAAAAGAGUAUGACAUUAUCCCAAAUCUGUACCAAUGACACCGGUUCAGCUCUGCCAGCCCAGCUUCAUCAGGAAGUUGAGCACUGUGAGCUGCCGGGUGGCCUGCCCUGCUCCGUCCCUAGGCCAGCCAGGUGUCUGUCCGAGAUGCGGGAAUGCCUUGUGCAGCCACACCACCCACCAAGGCUGCUGCAUGUCUGUUGCCCUCCGCUGGACCCGCUCCAGGGGCUGCAUGGCCUCCUUGUACUGAAGAGCCCAGCACGGCCCACAGAUCUCCCCACACGCCGCCUCUCGCCCUGGCUGGCCCCUUUUCGCGCGGACAGCCCGCCAGGCCACGGCGGCGAGGCCGCAGCCCCUCAGCGCCGGCGGGAGGAGCCCCGGAGCCCGGCCCGGCGCAGCCUGCGCGCAAACAGCGCACUGGGGACAAGAGUGAUCCUUGCCUUUAGUGAGGAGAGUCAGGCUGGGACUUCUCCUUGCUUCUGUGUCUCUCAUCGCAACUUUUCGUCUUUCUCCCCUGUAACUCCCCCGGUACCCUUUGUGCUAAGGCCGAUCCCUCCCCACCCCAAACCUGCUGCCUCCAUGUGGCACUUCCCAAGCUUCCCACCCGCUCCUGCUCCUGUUUCUACAGGAGGAUGAGUGGGCAAGAUCUUCGUGUGUACGUGGCCCAAGAGAUGAACCAGCUGGAUGUACUCCCCACUCUCAGGACUUGGGCUGCAUCUCGAGCUGCCUUUGUUAUCAUUAUAGCCUGAUCCCACUGGUGGGAAACAAAACACAUAAAAGCUGGAACGGGAGGGGAGCGGGGGGGUGACACACCUGUUGCUCUGCUACGUGUGUCCACUUGCAGCUUGGCUUGAGGUGGAACGCAGAAUCCUUGGGUCAGAUGUCCCAGCAGCGCCACACUGGCAACUCUGAGCUUUUGUCAGCACAGGGGAACUCUGUCUAAAACAGCCACAGGUAGCAAAGAAACAAUGAGGAGGGAUAUGAAGAGUGGGCUGAGGUGGGAGAAAUUCAGUGCCCACUUUCCACACCAGACAGUUCAGGGCUUAGCUGAGCUCCAGGGAGCUGAUUGUGAUCCUCCCUUGGCCGCAGCACAUGAGGCAUUUUAGUAUCACGAUAGUAUCAGUCUUCAGGAGCAAGGGGCACCAGUGCAUGCAUAGAAGAUGUUCCUCCAUCUCUCACCAAGGGGUUGCAGGCAGCCAGCCCCAAAAUGUCAGCAUUCUCUGCUGGGAACACAUGUCCAACCAAUCUUCUGUGGCUUCUGUGGCUGCCAGAGUGGGCAAUAACACUUCUGUUUUUCCCAAGAAAUCAAUAACACACUAAAACAUUACUCAUCACUUAGAUAUAUUGUUUGGUGAAUAUUAAUUAAGCCUCAAAAUUGGCUGGAGACACUGCCAUUGCUUCCUUGCCAGAUAGAAAAAGGGAGGCUGAUGUGGCAUCAGCUGUUGCAAAGGCUGUGGAAUGCAGGUCAGGUUUGCAGGGGAUCAUCUUACAAUUCCUACUGAACACUCACUCAGCCUGCUUCCUCACUGGGCUGCCUCCAUGCAAAGGCUCCUGGCCACAUAAAUGUAUAUAAAUGGGCCAUGUGUCCAUUAGAGGCAUUUUUAACCUUUCUUUAGUGGCUCCACAUGGUGCUCAUUCUACAUCACUAAACAACCAGUGCAUUGGCACUCACUGUACCUCCUAUUCAGGUUAGUUUUAGCCCUGCAAGGACAUGACCAUACCAAGUGAUUCGGCAGGAGCCUGCUUCUGAUUUCUGAGAGGUGCCUGACUCCCUCUACAUGAUCCCUGGGCAGAAGGAGGCUCUGACAAAUUAAAAAAUAAUUUUUUAGAAGAGCUUAUUUGCCUCCCAAUGUAUCCAUCCGUCCAUCCAUCCAUCCAUCUGUAAAUUGCACUCUCCCUUGAUACUUUUACUCCAUACUGGUGGAGCUUUGGGGUGCAAGACUUUGUUUCCUUGCUUGUCAGAGUAGGCAGCAAUGUGAUUUUCAUAUUACAGCCCAUUCACUGUCCAUGAGAAUUAGAGAGGGGUAACCCUGCUGACCACAUCCCAACUGAGUAGAUUCUGUAAGAGAGAGGGAAAGCAGCCCUUUGCCCAUCCAUGGAGGGAUUCUCGAUGCACAGCUAUAACAAGAAAAUAAUUUUGGGCUUAAAAACUAAGAUUCUAAAUUAUCCUUCAAAUAGCAGUUGUGAAAGAGGACAAAAAAAAAAAAAAAAAAAAAAAAAAAAAAAAAAAAAAAAAAAAAAAAGCUGAAUUUUUUAAGGUGGAAUUCAGGCAGUUUAUGAGGUGGAUUAUACACACUGCUUGCUUACACUGCUGCAGGGGCUGGGUGAAACAUCUUGAAACAUCCCCUCCUGCCUUUACAUUAAGUGGUUCCUUACAAGAACACUUCUGACAAAGAAAAAUAACUAUUUCCCCCCUUUAAACAGAAUAAACUUGUGAGGGUACCAAGCUUGCUUUGUGUUUCAUACUUCUUUCAUCAAGAACAAAUGGGAUGAACGGAGAGAAGAUAUUUAAUACCCAUAAUGAGGGGAGCUUUCCAGCAGAAGACAGACUCUGUUUUAUGCAGAAAUAGCUGAGUGCAGCCUGUAAAGGCCUAGCAAUUAAUCACACACUUGAAGAAAUACAACACACUCAUAGAAGCUGAAUUUUAAAUGCUUGUUGCUCCAGUUUGGACAGUGACAAAUUAAGGCCUCCAUAAGAGCAGGUGUGGCUCUUGAAGAAGCCCUCUGAGGGCAAUUAAAAAUGGGAAACCAGCUGGUAACUGUGCAGAUGUGACAGCUAGGGUAGCUCAGGAAAUUAAUACAAAGGAGGAGGAUGGAGGAAUAAAUGGUGUAGGAGCUGAGGCAAUAGAAAUAGGACCUGCUCUCCACAGGGGGUUGCUCCAUGGCAGGUGAAGUGCCUCAUCAUGUGGGACGGGCAAAGUGGUGACAGUCACAUAUCCACAUUGCCCUGGAGAGCUGCCACAGACAGGCUUCAAAUUAAUCCCUCACUGAAGGACACCUAAAACAUUAGGAGCUGCUGCUCUGUGUGUCACACCGUUUCCCCUGGUGCCCAGGGCACAGCUGCAUUCAAGGAUGACUGAAGCAGAUGGUCUGGGCACAUCUGAAAUUGCCUGUGGUACCCUGUGAUGAAAAAGGCAAGGGAUGAGAUCAAGGGCAGAUUUUCCCAAAUCAGCUUCAAUGAGCUCCAAUCCAACAGGUAAUAUCCAGGCAGGUUUCACAUACAGUGCUUCAUUGUUCCUGGUCAGUUCAUUGUCUCCAGUGUUCACUGUUCUGAAUCAGUCAGGAAAAUGAUAGUUUGUCCCACUGAAAAUACAGAAAAUAAUUCAGAUGCAUGACAGAUUAUAAGGAAUUUGUCAUUUUCUGUUAAGGGUACCAUUUAGGAAGUGUGAGCAAGAUCAUAAGUAGUGCCAUGCUACAGCAAACUAUGUAUGAGUACAAGCCAGAGCUCCUCAUCCCAUUUGAAAAAGGAUGUCCCCAUGAUUGUCAUCACAAUUUCUCAGUGCUGUUCCUCACACAUCUACUCCUACCCUGCCUUUCUCCACACAUCCAGUGUGUGUGAGUUAUCACUGGGACAGAAUUUACCUUCUACCAAAGUGCAGGCUGGGGGACUGUUCCCAUCAGUCUGUUUUUGUAAAGUAAUUUGUUGAUAAAAAUCUCUUUCGUGCUGUGAAUAAUAUGGACUAUUUCUCAGAAAAAGCUGUCAGCACAGAUCACUAUAGAUUACAUUUUUGUUGUUUUUUCCCCCUUGUGCAUAGGAAAGGUGUACUCCUGGUAACAUUAAGCUUUGGCAUCCUUCCAGGCAGCUGAGCAAAACAGGAUUUCAUUUGAGACAGCUGACAAAACAGCAGAGUGGACAGGGUCUUUACCAGUUUCAACCCAAAAUAAAAAGAUCUCUCUAGGGAAGGGCUGCUCAGCCACUUGCCCAACUCUGUGAAGUUGAGUAUUCUCUUCUCUCUUGAAAAAAAAAAUCUUGUUUUGGUGGCCAUAUUUCCAGCAUAGUGUUGAAGCAUAGGAAAUUUUCUGUGCAAAAGAAGCUCUCUUUCUGUGUUCCCCUCCAACACUUGCUGCUUGUCACCAGUGUGGGUUGUGACAGUCCUAACAGCACCAUCCUAGCCAGAAUGCCAAAUAAUAAGGCCGGAUGGCAGCUUCACUGUGAGAAAGUACCAUCCACAGUAACUCUGUACAUGGGCACAGGUACUCAUUGCAGCACAGACACCCUCUCUGGCCUAACAGCUUUCAUAUGAUAAAUGCAUCCUAAGACCAAAUGAAUUAUUUUCUAACAAGCUCAGCAUCCAGGGUCUCAGCCAGGGACAAGGGCCCCAGCUGGCCAGGAACAAACCCACCUCAAAAAGCAGGAUUUUUUUUCCAAAAUCCUGCAACAGUGGGAGAAAGGAUGCAACCAGAGAGAGCCAUGAACUCAGCCUGAGGCUGUAUUGAGCACACAAACAGCAGCCACAGGGUGGAGAUGAUCUCUGCCAGCAGUUUUCCUCUGUUUAAAGGAUGGUAAUGGGCUAAGUCGGAACUGGCAAUAGGUAAAGAAAGAGAAGAUAUAAGAUGAAUCUUAUAAAAUUAUCUGAACCUGUUCUACAUCCCCAUUUCAUUUCCCCUCACAAUCAUGGGUAGAAAUGGAGAAGCCUGUGAUGUUUCAAAGGUUUCACGUGCCAGUAUGGCAAACAGAGCCAACAGCAAAACAACCCUGCCUCCAAGAAUGGACAAGAGGAGAAGAAAUUGCUUAGUGCUCAUCCAUCUCCGUCCUGUAAUCUGUUGUGUCUGGUGACUGAGGCCACAUGCAAACAUCUGCGAUGCAUCACAGACCUUCUGCUGGAGAGAGGAGAUGGUUUUUUGAACACAAAGUAAGUUUUGAGGGACUUUGCAGGCCUUGCAAGGGAAUGAACAGCAAGUUCUUGCAUGUAUGAUAAAAGUUGGGGGGGAAAGGGAGAAGAUUUUAUUAUAAGAUGAAUAGGGUCACCGUGAGGGUGACUGAAACUUUGAGGCACAGGAACCUCUGGCACACGAGGACGAGGAGGCUGAUGGGUUGAGACAAGCAAUAACGACUUGUGUUUUAGGGGGCUGCCUGAGCAGAGGGGAAUACCUCACCAGGUUUGCAAGAUGUGCCUAGUUCCUACCUAGUGGGUGAAGGGUGGCAAAUUGUUCUUCAGACCAGUUCUUCAGGAGUUAACCAGGAGUAAGGAGGGCCAUAGCACUUGGGCAGCAGAGAGAAGGAGUCUGCAUGACAGGACUGCCAGAUGGCUCCUACCAAGAUCUCUCUCCAUCCCUUCCCACAGGGCUCUUUCCACAACCCCACUCUGCCUACAAAUGGGGCACCUCCAGGAAAGCGAACCCCUGCUGCGCUCAGUGGCUGCACCAUCUCCUGGCCCCAGCUAGGCAUCGCUCAGGGACACCACAUGCUUACAGUACAACCACAGACACGUCAGCACAUUCCAGUAUCAACUGCUAUUUAUUAUAACUCUGUAUAAACCAUGAAGGCGGGUACAUAUCGUUCCCCAGCUCAGCUGGCUUUUGGGAGUUCAGCAUCCUCCAGCCUCCCAGUAAUGCAAAGAUUUUUUUCUUCAGUCUUGAACUGAUGAUAUUCCUUCUUCAGCUGCUGGUCUUAUGACUCCCCUGCUACUGAAGUACAUCCUUACAUUUCUCUGCGCUUGAGUUUCCCUCUUUAUUUUGGUGAAGCGUCUCAGGAUUUUAAGCCCUGAUAUUCCAAUUCCCUCAUUUUCCUUAUGGAGAACAGUAUCCACCCUCCUUCUCUUCCCCUUGAGUUGCAGAGAUCCCAGUUUGGAAGAAAUCUAGGCAGAAGCUGGUGGCCUGCUGAUCCUUCUGUUCAUGGAGACCCAUGCCAGAGUUGCACCCCUUACUGCAUGGCACAAAGCAGCAGUCAUGAGACACAGAAUUCACAUAGUACAUACCAAUAUAGUCUAGAGAUUAUAUUCUUAUUAUUAUUAUUAAAAAAACCAACCAAACAAACAAAAAAAAAACCAACAAAAAAACCACCACCACCAGGUGAGACAAACCCACUUCCUAUUCUCUGUCUAGAGACUGAGCUGACUGGACCUGAUGAUCUGCUACUAACCCAGUGUCAAAAAAGGCAGUUUCCUCUUCUGCACCAUCUCAAGUAACUAAUUUUUAGAAAGACAAACAGUUCUGAAAUCUGCAAUGGUCUAAAUAUUUUAAGGCAAUAAUCUUUCAUUAGUUUCUGGAUCAAGAAAGGUCGACCCAUCUCUAGGAAAAUGUUUUAAAUUCAGUGAAAGAGCUUUUCAAAACUGUUUGUCAUUCUGUAAAGCUUUAGUUUUCUGGUGGGUUGUUUUUGGUUUUUUUUUACUUCUGACUGCAAAAAUAAGUGGGUCUCUGUCGUGGUUGCGGGGGGAGGUGAAUUUUUCCAGGGGGAUUUAGGCAGGCCAAUCAGUGAUCAGGUUUUGUGCUGGGACUUGGAUUGGCCACUCAGAGGUUUAGACACGCCUCUGAGGACACAAGGGGUUAAAAGCAGGACUCCAGGGGGGUUCGGCCUCUUUUGGGUUCCGGUUUCAGCUAAGAAACAUCUACCCCCUGCUCAGCUUUGGGCUGAGUGGGGGAGGAGAGCCAUGUGGCUGGGCUCAGGAAAACCAUGCAGCCGAACUGAAGUAAGCUGGGGCCCCGGGGAGAGAAGAGAGUGGACAGGACUGGAACUGAGCUGCCCCAUCCAGGAUGGAGGGGUGGAAAACUGUAGAAGUGCCUUCCGUGUGUGCUCACCCUUCUCCCCCGCCCCGCUCCGGGAGAAGGUGCCCAGCCACGUGAGAGUUGCCGAGCCUGGGAGUGCCUGAGCCUGCAGCCCUGCCGAGAGCUAGAAACUGUUAACCCUUGCUUGGCAGAAAGAAACUUUUCUUAGACAUUGAUUCUCAUGACUGGUGGUUUCGGAAGAGAGAGAAAAACAGCCUGGGACCAAGGUGAUAAAGCACGAUUGGAAAGAACCUGAUGGGCAGGAAAUUGAAGAAGAGUGUCUUCUGAGCUAGACUUUUCUUGCAUAAUGUUCAGCCAUAGACUGAACUCAAGCCUCCUUUGAACAUAAACUGCAUUUGGGUGGAUGCAGCUGCCUCUGCUUUUGCUACAGUGACUGACACCGUAAGAGUAGAGCUAGCAGCGAAGAGAGGGGGAGGGUGUGGUGGCGCCCUCUGCCCUCAGGAGAGACCUGCUCUUAGAACCCUUGGCACCUAGGGAAAAAUAGGGAGAGCUCGGCAUGCAAGUAUCCUUAAAAGAGCCCUGUAUGCAGCUUCAGUCCACAGACAGUGGUGAGAGCACUGGACAUGGAAAAGAGAGUGUCACCCUGGCAGACUUCUCUAGGCAGUGCCACGGGUGACAUGGAAACACAUAAGGGGUAGACCUGUGUUUUCUGGGGUGCAGUCUGUAGUGCAAGAGAGACUCCUCUCUCCCUUGCUGAAUUGAAGAUUAGGGGGUUUUUUGAGUGGUGAUUGUUUGAUUUAAAACCCAAAGGUUUAGUCUAUAGAGAGUAAUGUGUAGGGGGUAGAAACUGGGGGAAGAGAAGAAAUGUUCUGAGAAGUUUUUAUUUCUGUCUCUGUGUGUGUUUAAGAGUUUUCUGUCUCUGUUCUUAUGUAAUGUAAUAAAGUUUUGGUUUUUUUUGUUUUCAAGAUUUAAGCCUGCUCUGCUCUGUUCCUGAUCACAUCCCACAGUAGUUGUUAGAGAAAAAACAUAUAUUCAUGAGUGCAUUAACAUCUGGCCAGUGCUAACCCAUGAUAUUCUCUCACUUUGUUCUUUUCCUGUACAAACUCUGCUUUGGUGAAACAUGUGCGCUGCCUAACAGCAAAGCAUGAGAGAUAAUUGCCUCUCAAUAUUGGGUUAUAGAUAACAGUAAAACCAUAAAGGCAAAGGGGUCUACCUUUAAGGAGGAACAAUAAAUGUAUUUCCUGCCUUAGGUCUGAGGACUCCAGAGUCUCUUCAUCAUGCAUUAAUAAUAAAUCUCCAGGGUCCACUGGCAACUACUUACAAAUAAAGCACUAUGGUUAGAAGAUAGAAUGACUUUCUUCGUAAAUAAGAAGUAAGUGGGGAGGAGAAGAUGGGACACUAGUCCCAUUUAUAUUAGAUGGGACACAGCCCAUGAUGCCAGGGAGGGCUCUGGGGAGCUGCCAGCCCUGCCAGGUACAGUAGCCAUGGGACAGCAGAACAGUAGAGCUGAGGAGCUUUUUAGGUUUCCUUUUCUACUUUGUGGGCUGGAUGUGUCCUCAUCCUCCAUGAGGCAAGGCAAGUGGAGAGGGCUUCAGUCGGGGUCCCUCUGUGGACUUGGCACCUCUGUUCACCAGGGUGGCCUUGUGCACUUGCAUCAUGAUGGACAAAAUAGUUCCUGCCUCUCUUCUCCUCAUGGUGCCUGCCCUGACGCUUCUGCCACAGAUUUCAUCUGAUCUCUGCCUCAACCCAGAGUCCCCUGGGAAUUUUCAGCACUCCUUUAGAAGAAAAGAAAAAAAUAUACUGCUUUGUCUAGGUUAAAAAAAAAAAGGGAAAAAAUAGGUGAUCAUCAUUUUACUGAGCUCUGCCAAUGUCAUGUUUUAGGUGAGUUUUACAGUUGGACCAGUUACAAGUAUAUGAACAUUAUCACCAGCUUAUGUCAUAAAGAAACACAUUAAACUGCGGUAGCUGGAUGCCCAAUAGGACUUCCCUGAAAGGUUCACUUUGGGUCUGAGCCAGAGACUUGCACUAAAUGGACAGAGAAGAGCCUCUCCCUGAGCACAGCCACCCCAUGAUGGGGGUGAGCGGCAGCAAGGAGCUGAGGCCCCACAGCUCUACACAGAGGAAGCUGACACUGGGAGUUGGUUCAAGGCUACUGAGCAAGGAACAGUGGUGUGGAGGGAAGAGGGAGACAUUGUAGAGGCAGGGACAUCUAUCAUCUGCCAUAGCUAGAAAGUCAGAUGUCCCUCUUUGCUGUCCUUGACACUGUUAUUGCUCAUAAUCCUAAGGCGCACCAAGGCCAAAGGUUUGCACUUCUGAGUCCUUCAGUUUGCAGUUUUGAUGGCUGCUCCAGGCAGUCACUGCCCAGUGGUAGAUGCACAGUGUGUGCAAGGUGAAGACACAGCAACAGCAGGCUCCAGGUACAAGGGUCAUGGGUGGGGUUUGCAUUCAAACCUUUGCAGUGCACAAGCUGCCCUGUAAAGUUAAUUACUUAGGUCCUCAUUUUCCAAAAACCCAGCUAAUGGGACCCAAAAAGGCUGUAGUGCCGUGGCUCUGCUCCUGAUGUGCAUCGUCUGGUACAGAAGUUUCAUCAGCAAGUGGUGCAGCCCAUCUGUGCUGAGACUGGAACUGGAACCACAGCAAGGUGCAUGUGGGCACCCAGGACAGCCC
This is a messenger RNA of Prinia subflava (tawny-flanked prinia), 15160 nucleotides long. It is a transcript of the gene ENPP6, whose product is annotated as ectonucleotide pyrophosphatase/phosphodiesterase 6. NCBI's taxonomy places the organism in Eukaryota, Metazoa, Chordata, Aves, Passeriformes, Cisticolidae. Gene Ontology annotation, cellular component: plasma membrane. Gene Ontology annotation, molecular function: glycerophosphodiester phosphodiesterase activity. Gene Ontology annotation, biological process: choline metabolic process; lipid metabolic process. The transcript is spliced from 8 exons. The record is from RefSeq and is a predicted model, not a curated record. The coding region runs from base 455 to 1816 and encodes 453 amino acids.